This is a messenger RNA of Monopterus albus (swamp eel), 1268 nucleotides long. Its product is annotated as gonadotropin-releasing hormone II receptor-like. Gene Ontology annotation, cellular component: plasma membrane. Gene Ontology annotation, molecular function: peptide binding; protein-hormone receptor activity; G protein-coupled receptor activity. Bases 665 to 1237 code for a protein of 190 amino acids. The record is from RefSeq and is a predicted model, not a curated record. NCBI's taxonomy places the organism in Eukaryota, Metazoa, Chordata, Actinopteri, Synbranchiformes, Synbranchidae. Gene Ontology annotation, biological process: cellular response to hormone stimulus; G protein-coupled receptor signaling pathway. The transcript is spliced from 2 exons.
CUCUACUGCACAUCGGCUUUCUAAUAAAGGUAAAAAGAAAAUCAUUUUAUUUCUUUUACACAAGGUCAAGUUUAUGUUUUCUCACUUUUCUCAAAUGUUUUAUUUUCUGAUAAAAUUCUGAAAUGUCUAAACUUCCUGCUGUGGAUCCACACUUUCAGUGGAAACAAUCUGACUGAUGUUUAAUUCAUUAAGGGCCGAUUCUGCUGAUGAAGCACACACAAUAAAAUGCAGCAGACUCUGCAUGACUCCUGUUUGUGCAAUGCAGAAAUGUGUCACUGUGGAGAAAUGUCCUCACAGCGUAGAAAUGUCCUCACUGUGGAUAAAUGUCCUCACCAUACAGAAAUGUCCUCACAGUGCAGAAAUGUCCUGAUAGUGUCGAAAUGUCCUCACGAAACAAAACCCCCCUCCAACAAACACACACAGGAUGGAAUGCUCACACACUGGAAGCUCCUCCUCCUCGAUGCUGCAGUGUGUUUCAGUGUUUCAGAUCAGAGCUGCAGAGACACAAUCCUGAACUGAUUUGGACUACACCAGGUUCUGUGUCUCAGACUGGGAUCUGCAGGUUCUUCAGGGUUCUCUAAGUUAUGGACUGAAGCUUGAACAUGAGGAGAGGAGAACGCAGUCCAACCUGAGGAGGAGAAAAGAUUCAGAGCUGCUGAGCAGGAUGUCAGGUAACUGGUCUAUCCUGAGACUGUCAUCACUGGCUCCACCCACCAGCUCUGUAGCCUUACUUCCCAACACCUCCCAGUUCCCCCCACUCUCAGACUGGGAGGCCCCCAGUUUCACUCGGGCUGCUCAGUUCCGUGUUGCAGCCACCUUGGUCCUCUUCCUCUUCGCUGCCUGCAGUAACCUGGCUUUGUUGGUCAGUGUGUGGUGUGGGCGUGGACGGCAGCUGGCAUCUCAUCUGCGACCGCUGAUGCUGAGCCUGGUGGCAGCUGACCUGAUGAUGACGUUUGUGGUGAUGCCUCUGGAUGCGGCGUGGAACGUCACAGUUCAGUGGUAUGGAGGAGACGUGCUCUGUAAGCUGCUCUGCUUCCUAAAGCUGUUCGCCAUGCACGCAUCUGCCUUCGUCCUUGUUGUCAUCAGCCUUGACCGUCAGCACGCCAUACUACACCCGCUGGAUGCUCUGACUGCACAUUGCAGGAAUCGACGCAUGCUGCUAGUGGCCUGGAGCCUCAGUCUGCUGCUUGCAUCACCACAGGUAACACUGUCUCGACCGGUUGGGGUGAGUGGAUAGAGGAGAGACAAAAGAAAAGAAAAGCAACAAG